AUGGCCGCCCUCCGCUUCACCGACGCCGUCGCCGGCGGCGUUGGUGGUGCGGCGGCAGUAGUGUGCGCACACGCAAUAAUGGACUUUGCGUUACGGGUUGCAGAUAGGUUGGACAUUGCGCCGCUUGUGGCGCAAUGUCGCCAGGGUGCGGCGGUUGCAGAACGCGCGGCCGCUGACCUCUUGGUGUUACAGCUGCGAGAAGCGUACCGCGUUUCUCUUGGACGGCACGCACCGGCCCGACGUGGCGGACUCCGAGAUACGCGCAACGUCUACGGCUGGCCCAGUGUGCAGCUUAUCCUCGCAGACAAACUGAGACGCAUCGCCGAAUUCGUCGGCGAACCCACCGCGGCUCUCUGGCUGGCCCUGGUCGGGUUCGCUGCCGUCGCAACCGCCUUCGAUGCACGCACACAAGCCGUCAGCCAACGCACACUUGCCGCACGCGAGGCCGCGCUAGGCGUCCAGGACCGCAACGCCGUGGUACUCGGAGUUGCCGCCCAGCAAGGAGGUACCGAAGCACCAAGGCAAUUGACCGAGGAAGUUAUCGAGGCCGAGGCCAGGCAAGGGACGGAGCACGACCAAGUCGCCGAAUUGGUAGGUAGAUCUGACUUGGUGGCGGUGGGGCUUCGAUCGCGCCCGUGGUUGGUCCCGCCGGCGGUGACGUUUGUGAGCAAGGGCGAAGGUGCGGCUGCUCGGUUCCUGUUGCGUUGCUCUCCCGGGGGAGUUGGGCUGUCCGUGCGACGACUGCCGAAAAAUGUGGUGCUCAAAUAUGCGCAUUUCGGCGGACUCAGUCAGGGUCACUACGUGCCAAAUUUGCUUUCACUGGAGCCGCGUGUGGCCCGACGUGUGACGACAAUGCGACAUCGUUCGAAAAUAAUCCGAGCAGCCGGUGCCGCUCGUGAGACGGGCGAUGAAGCCUUUCUCUUCCAGCCCUGGACCCGUGUUGCCGGAUCAAAUGACGUCGCAUGGGUUGUGAAUGAAUUGCAUAGCGUGUGUGUCCGCGUGCGAAACCCGCUAAGCACUGACCUACUGCUCGACGGCUGUAAACUCGAAACCGUUGGCGCCCCAUGCCAGUGCCAGCCACUCACUGUCGGACUACCACCCGCCAACUACGACAUGCUCUUCGAGUGCCUGAUA
Messenger RNA from Gregarina niphandrodes, 1134 nucleotides. RefSeq lists its product as hypothetical. The annotation marks the transcript as partial. The transcript has a single exon. The record is from RefSeq and is a predicted model, not a curated record. NCBI's taxonomy places the organism in Eukaryota, Apicomplexa, Conoidasida, Eugregarinorida, Gregarinidae.